UGACGACCAGACGGUUCACGUUCCAGAACAAGGCUAUCAUUACAAAUUAGAUUCUUUAUCAAUAUCUGUAACUUCUACCAAAUCAUUCACGACAGUCGACUUAAAAGAUGUGUAUCUGAAGAUUCAAAAAGACUAUAUUUGGCUUUGUUAGGAUGGCUACGGCGGUGAAUACUUCCUUACCCCGGCCGCCAUUCGGCACAUUUCGUCUCCAUCUCUCUGAAGACCCUAUCGCCUUGGAACAACGAUUUAGACGCCAACAGGCAUCCGGAAAAUUUCCAGCAACGUUCUCCACUUACGAUGUAGCUUCAUUUCAAGAGAAAGACGAAGCAUUUUUUCGUAAAUUCGCGGAGAAGGGCGAGCGUCGCGCCGACGCACCGAGGCGAAGCGAUACUCCAGUUGUCGAUCCAACAAGUGGUUUCACUUCAGUCGGUGCCGACGCGGAAGAUGGAAAUUAUCAGCAAAUAGAUCCUCUUGUGAACAAAGAUCAUAGGCCACAGUCCGCCAUGCCUUACGGACGACCGAUUGUCUCCCCUAUUCCGGACUUGAGGUCGCAGAACGCUCCAUGGGAGGCGAAAAGCAUGGGUACGCAAGUUUAUUGUGCGCGUUCAAGUACUUCAAACAAUUGUUCUAAUAAUGUUCACGACUUUGUCACUCUUCGAAGACGAGAUAAUACUCUCUAGUUUGAGAAGAAAUCAUUUUCAAAAUGCAUGAAUAACACUGCAUAGUCUCUUUAUGAUUUAUGUAAUUUCAUUGACGCCAAGUACUAAGUAAAGAUUGGAGAACAUAAUUUACCAACUUUUAGCAUAUAACGUUACUAGUACGUGACAGACUGUCACGGAUGAAGAAGCCAACUCUUUCUUCGUGCGUUACGCUUGGAGACUAUGCUUAAAGUUAGCGCUCAAAACGCUUGGAAAUAUACACAUUGAUACUUUUUACGGUUUCUAUGAAGGAUUAAAUUGAUUCGAGGUAUCAGAGCUUAAGAUUGUGCUGACUGGGACUUUUAUUCAUCACUUUUUUUGGCAGAAUUAGAGCGGCUUCUGCAGCAACCCAGCCAAUUUCCCGGAUCGAAAGAAGCGAAGGAAAUCUCCCAAAAGGUAUGGAUCAUAGCGAGUUGCUAUUUUUUAAAGGAGAGAUGUGCGUUCAUAUUACAUGUCAGUAACCAAGGAUGAUUGGAGCUGAGUCGAGACUAAAUCUUAUAUCCCUGAGAAGUCUUUUUGUUACCCCUGUGAACUCCAAGGUGAAAUACCCACCCCCUCCCCUUUGGAUGGCCAGAUUCCAACACCCCAAAAUUUUGUACAUUGCAACUUUGAAAUUUGCAUCUUAGAGGGCCUUGUGCCAAGUGAUGCCUUCCAUUCUGGUGUGGCAUUAAAAAUGAAUGAAUUGUCCCAAGAUAAUGUCAAAUUGCUCAGAUAACUCAGGUGAACACUUUGAGUUGAUUCUGACUGGUCAACAUUUUACCGACCAGUCACAAGCAUAGAGUCACUCUUACUAGCAAAAAGAAGAAAUAAAAAAGAAGUGGCAAAUUUGACCUGAACUUUUUAGGUUCCAGCCAGUGAACUAUUAAAGAACAAAGAAUGGAGGGAUGCAGUGGCAACAAGAUCAUUCUACACAUCAGAAACUCAAAAGUAUGUAAAUGUUAAAUUGACUGUUGCAAUGAGCAGUGAUGUAUGAAUGAAUUCACAAUUGUUGAUUCAGUAUCUUAUUUAAAUUAAAAAGAAAAAUUAAAGCAGGUUCUUUUACACUGUGUAUGCAGUCCACCUUAAUGGUAUCAAUAACAGCUUUUAUUGCAUUGACACAAAGGGUUUGUGUAAUCUUAGUGCAUCAGUUGUACAUGACCAAAAUAAAUAUGAAAUUGUUUAUCCUGGUCAUAAAGGUUUUCCUCCUCCUUUAGUACCCAGCCAAUGCAAUAAUAGAUCAAAAAGGCCAUUGACAAAAUUACUAUUGCGUUGACUUAUUAUAAUUAUUGGUAUAAUGUGAUAGAGAAAAAAAUUAUUUUUCAAUAAUGACAUUAUCAUUUUUGAUAACAUGCUAUAUGUUUUAUGUCACUUUUUUUUUCAUUAUUCUCUCCCUUUAACCGCCAUUUUCAUCAUUUAUUGAAAGGUUAUACAGUGGAGUAGAUUGGAGUUCAAGAAUAGCUCCAUCUGUCCCACCACCGAUCACCACAGUUGAACUGCAGCCAGACAUGGUAUCAUACAGAUUCAAUUCAAAAAGAUAUGCACCAAAAUCAGAACUUUGGCAGGUAUACAAUUUUUCAGUUUGCUAUAAUAAUCAAAAGAUUCAGUUUAAUUCAGACUCAAGUAAAAUGGUCCUCACUGCUGGAGGUAAUCCCAGGAAAUUGGCUUCAUUCUAUAGGCUCAAGAAUUUGCAAAUCAAGUUUUAAGUAGAUGGAGAUUGUCAACUUACCUAUAUUUCUGAGUAGGUGUGGUGAGCACUUAUGAGUUUCUGUUGCCAUUUAGGUUACCCCUAAUAAUUUAUCAUCUUCCUCUGAAAGUUUGUUAGUAGCCAUUGAAUUACUCCCUGGGUUGGGAACAACUUGUUGCCACUAGCCAAGGAGAGUACAUUCAUAUGCUGACCUAUCAAAGUGAAUGACCUUGACUCUGGGAUAGGGGAAGGGUUAUUGAAAGCCAGUGAUUAGGGAUGAGUGACAUAAACAGCUCACUAUUGAUAUGAAUGCUUUGAACAGCUAGUGUUUGAAGGAGCUAGAAAAUCCAAUUGUGUCAGGAGUCAAAUUUAUGAUGUCCUACAGACCAAAGUAUUGAAUCACAAAGGAACCAUUUGUUAAAUAAAUGUUACUGUUAAGUGUUGUUAAUUUAAUGACCCACUGGUCUCUAGUUAAUUUUAUUUGUGUGACUGUAUUUUUCUGUUUCACUUUGGUAUCUUCAGCAAAUUGGUAGCAGACCACACAGCUGGGAUUUUGUUCAGUCACGUAAUGGACACCAUGUACAAGGACCCAUAGAUUUGUAAGUCAUUGAAGAGCUGUUUGCAGGGUUGCCAUUAAUAUUAUGGAGAACAAACAGCAUCACUUACUACACUCAGUUGUGCCAGUUAGUGCUUACAAAGAAUUAAGCAAUUGUUAUUACAUGUCGCUUAUUUUUUGUGAUCAGAUUUGCCAGUUCUGAGUGAGUAACCCUAGUUAUAGUAGUUGCAGUGUAAUUAAUAUCCUCUGUUGAUAAAAGUGUGCUGAUCUAUGGAAUUCACAACAGGACUCCACAUGUACUGUGUUUAAUUCUUCAAUAUUCAUUCCAGAAAUUAUGCUCGAUCCACUCCCUUUCCCUUGCAUCCCUACCUCCACUGCCAACCCCUCCCCUCUCCUAUGCAGACUUGAGUCUCUUAUUUUUCUUUGAAUAGAUAAAGGAGGAUUCUGAAACUGUACAGUUCAGAAGUAAUUAACCACCAACAUUUUCCAUGAUUUUCAUAUGGUCUUUGUUUAGAGUGGUUGUAACCAAAUGCUUUAUGAAGCAGAUGCUGGGUCAAAUAACCACAAGCUUUGUAAUUUACUCAAUUUUUGGCUUUUUUGAAAAUUUUCUUGUUUCAAGAUUAUUUUGUUAAAAUAAAUUGCACUAAUAAAGACAGAUCAGAGAACCAUUAGGUAUGUGUACAGUAAAAUAUAGUUAAACAAACUGAAAUAAAUUGAUAACAGCUUUUGACUCAGUUGACAUUUUUGUCAUUCAAUAUCCAGCUGCAGCCCAAGCAAAAAGACAGGACAUAUACCAGGAUACAGGUUUGCUGUCACUAGUUUAUUUUUAUAGUAUUCCUAUAGAACUUUACCUAUUAAUGUGCUCUUCAUCACUGGGGCCUGCUGUAAAGGUCUGAUUACUUCUAACCCUUAAACUCCCAAGAUCUGAUUGUUAAUUCUCCCCUCUUUCUGCUAAACAUUUCAUCGUAAGUAAGUUGCGAGAAUUUGGUGUUAGAUCAAGAUAACUUUUACCUGAUUACUUAAAGUAUUCUCAUUUCCAGUCUGUUGGACAACGUAUGGUUAUUCUAGGGAGAAGUAACGUGUCGAUCACUUCUGGGAGCUAAAGGGAUAAAUAUGUUUGGUUCUUUACAGUGGCCACACCCCUGGAUUUGGUGACAGAGACCAUCCAAGGAAGACGUACACACCAAUUGCUGUGGUGCGUACUUCGCAACCAAGAUACACAGACACCGCUAGGUAUUAUGAAAAAAAUUACUGGUCAGUGCAAUGAGAAAUCAGAUAUUCAAGCAGCCAGAAGAAAUAGGAAGGAGUUUUAGAUAACAAGGAGUUUAUGUUGGUUGACAAUUAAUGAAUGAAAAACGCACAUCAAGAGACAUACACUGUAACUUUUAGCGGGAGUGAGCACCUGGGAGCUUGAGUGAGAGAGGUCAAUUCUUCUAUACCUGUUCAAAAAAACUAAAUUGCCUUCUCCAUCAUAAUUGCUGCCAGGGUUGAAAGGUGUAUGUAACUUCUUGAGAGCCUUAAAAGUAGUUAGUUAAAAAAAUUAUUUGACAAAAAGACUUGAAAAAGGGGCAUUCUUAGAACGUUUCUCGACUUAGCCCCCUUGAAUUUUCCCAUUGGAGGAGUGGGUUAUUGCAGUUUUUUUAUGGUUCUAAACGCCGAUCGCUUGAAAAACUGUGGGAGACGCUUGUAGGCAAGCUUUUCUUCUGUUGGGAAACUUUUCUAUUUUUACUUAAAAAUGAAUUUGUGGUUCUGAGUAGUAUCGAGGUUUCAAAUGAAAUGUUAACCCGUAAAUGUUAUGAUACAUGCUCCAAGGCUAAGUGAUAUUUAUUUGGUUUGUUCAAGGCGUGGCAAUAUUCCCGGCUACUCUGGUUGUGUGCUGUUCUCAUCGCAUCAUCCUACGCACAGCAAAGAACCGGACCCAAAGGCUACAACCACAGCUAGAAUUCACAGGUAUGUUUUGCGAUCGAUUGUGUUAUUGUUCUUCCAAUGCUAUGAUUGCCUUUAGGCUGCAGUAUUCGUUAAGUUUUGUUCAAACACCCACUCACCUAAAAAGCAACUCAAGAAGAUAUUUGAUCUUUUUUCUUUUUUUCUUGCAGAGCACUCAAAGUUCCAACAAAAGUUCAGUUGUCACCGUUUAGACACAAAGGACCGAUGUCCAAAAUGGUGACUUUAACCCGACCCUUCAAUCCAUUUAACCAAGUUUAGGACAUGUGAUAAGUUUGAUAUCCAAAAGAAAAAGUGCUUGUGUAGUGUGUGCUUGUCAAUUAGGUAUAAGUUUGGGAAGAUUUUAACCUUUCGUGAGCUCUCAAGUAAUUUUUACGAUGCCACGGUGACGCUGCAGUUCCAGUUCGCACCUGUUCACAGAACUAUGUUUCCGGUUGGUGAAGCAACUCUAUAAUUCUAAUACAAACCUUGCCUUAUGGUUGGCACCGAGUUAGGGAUACAAACCUCCAAGAUGCGUGUAUAACCACAAAAAAUAGAUAAUCAGCUUUACUAAAGCAAACCGUCGCCCAAUUGCCAUCAGCUUUGAUAGUUUAACUUUUAACUGAUAGAAACCAGAAAUGAAAGUGAUACGGGAUUUCACUGGAUUUGCUUCACCUGCUCACUCAAGUAUAAAAAUUUUAAAUUGAGUUUCGAUAGCUAUCCAGGUUUACUUGUUUCUGCUUUACCUCGCUCUGUGAUUUUUCUAGAAAACUCGCGCCAUCCUCUCAACCAAAGAGAUACGAAACGAAUACUUAUCGUGGCUUGGCCGCCCACGUUUUCCCGCGCUUUAGGCAGUUUGCUUGUUUUUACUUGGGUUCUCAUUGGCAAACGAUGAUGUUUUCCAUUGAUAUGAUUGGCCGUUGUGAUUACUUUGGUGUUGGUUUUACGACAACUCAAUCUGGCUCUAUGGAGUAACAGAAUUAGUGUGGUCAGGAAAUUAUUGAAGUAACUUAUUUUUUUAAAGAUGGUUUUUACCAUAUUAAACAGGUGACUAAAUGAAAAUUCAAAUUUUACAAAAUGACUCUCUACCGUGAAAAGUAUUGUGAAAUCUAUUUUUGUUUUAUUUCUGUCGUCUUAUUUGCUUUUCUGUGGUAUGAUGGUUUGUUUGUUUCCUAUUUGUACAUAAAAGUUACUUUCUUGAAAAGUCAAAUUUCUCUGUUCAUUCAGUGAGCUUCACUGCGAUGUCAAGCAAUCUCCACGAUGCCUUGAAAAUGGGUAUCGUGUAUGUAUGGUGAACACAAAGAGAAAAAAAGUUGAGAAACGAGGCAACUGUGUGAAAAUUCAUAAAUGAAGACAAAAUCUGGUCUUACUGCAUCUUUUACUUUAUUUUUAGUCUUUGUAAAUGUUGCAUUUGUAAAUAGCACCAACAGUCUUUGAAACCAUUAUUUAUUAAAUUAAGCUGUAAAGACUGUUAUUGUGAUAAAAUAUUUGAAACACUAGAAAGUUGCCUUCUCUGUGUGUCGUGAACAUUUUUAAUGACUUGUAAAACACUUUCGCAAAACGAAGCGCACCAACUAAAGAAGAAGAAACUAAGCAAUCUCUCUGUAAGGUUGAGCACAAAAGUGCAUUCAGUACUGACGUCCCUAUCUGCAUUUACGCUUGAGCAAAUGUAAUAGGACAGUUACAAGACAGAGUUACAGGAAUAGAAGUAGUAUCCCAUGGAGCCGUCGUUUGGUCCUCGUCACGCAACGCGAUCUCGAGUUCUACAAUGCGACUCAUCCCAGGUCAUUAAACCGAAGGAAAAUCAUGAUAUUGACAAGAAAUGGCUUCGUCUACGUAAAUAAUUAAAAAUAACCUCCAGUUCCCUAUUGUAGCUACAAGAUAAAAAAACAACAACAACAAAGUUAAAUUGAAUCAUACCUAACUGACUCCUACAAUAAGCACGAAUACAACAAAACAGGAGGAGUAAUCACACCCUUGGUGCAUGCAUACUACUGAAUAUCUCUUCGGCUUAUCGGGCUGACAAAUGAUGCAUGUAGUCUCCGUGGAUUUUUGUCUUUAAGGAGCUUGUUAAAAUUCACUUACUUCCUUUGCCUGAGUAGGGCGCGACUGACCAUAUACCGAUUGAACAACUCUUUUAAGUGACAUAUUGUCGCUGGUGUAGACAUAUUUAGAAAUUCCAAGAAUGAUUCUGGGACAUUGAUCAUUGAUUACUUAACUUUCUCCCCCUGUUUAUUAAAGGUGAUUUUACUUUCUCUAAAAGUUUUAUUUUGACUGGCUUCCCUGUUCCCAGGAACUCGGCCACAAUACACAGAUUGUUCUACAAAAUUCCUGUCGCACGAAUAACCAACCCAUAGACUGGCCCAUCGAUCGUGCUAAUGAAUCUCCGAGGGAUGAAGCCGGGAACUGGUAACGAUGUUUUGUUUUCUCUCGUUCCCAGUCUUUUCUGUGUCAACACCCAUGAAUCGACUCUUAGUUCAACGUGGCUACUUCUACACUUUCACAGACAUUCAAGUGAGUUUCUUUUCAGCUGGCAGGAAUUUUCUUCAUUCCUUGAGAAGAUAUCAACACCGUGAGGUAAAGUGCUUAUUCUUAGUCUUAAUGUAAUCACUGUAUGCUAAAGACUGACUCCGAUGCUUACCGUUAAGUGAUCCGUUCGAGGUCCAUGACAAAUCGAGCCGGAAGCACAGUGCAGUUGUUGUUCUCGGUAACACCGCUUUUCAAAAUUUGUUAGAGACCUACAUCUGUUCUAGGUACCCUCAAUUUCCACUUUUUAUUGCAGCUUUUUUAAAUUGUCAAUAAAGUGUUCAAUUAUUUGAGUUUUAGUCUUCUGUUGUGUUACGUAAUUUUUUGCUUGUCUGUUUUUAUGGACUUUCAGCUUUCAAUUAUACAUAAUCUUUAUUUAUUUACAGUAUUCUUAUUGAAAUUGGUGCUUGAAGACUUUUUAAGGAUUUGGGAUUGUUUUACUAUUAGAGGAACCUUAAAUUGUCAUAGAAUAGAGGAUGAUUUUGUGUCACAUAUAAUUAACAGUGGUCUGUACAGGAAACUGGCUUUUAUCUCUUUCGGGAAUUUUUCUAAAUGCAGAAUGUCUUUAUCAAUUUUUAUAUCCAUAUCUAUAAUUAGGGAGGUUAAACUACAAAACACCUGUCUAUGUCUUUAUAUUUUAGUAGAUUCAUUAAUUCAGUUUAAAACUUGGUUCCUCCAAACACACCUAUACACUGUUAUGUAAUGAUUUUGUCAUUGAAUUGUCUAGAUAUUUUUUUUAUUUUUUUAUCAUUACCAUUCUAGUAGCAUGUAAUUGAUAUAAAACUAUUAAUUACAGGUAACCCCUACCAUGGAAGCCACAAGGGGCAAAUCUGUUGUUAUUUACCUCAUGCGAAAUGACUUGCGAGUUCAUGACAACGAGUGCUUACAAUGGGCACAUCAGAAUAGUGACUUUGUGAUUCCUUUGUUUUGCUUUGACAAGAGCAUACUCAGUCCCACUGCUGUAACAUGGCAUUACAAAUUUGCAAAGACAGCAAUGCACAGAGCCAAGUUCAUUCUGGAGAGUGUGUCUGACUUAAGAGAAUCAUUAAGGAAACUUGGAAGUGACCUAGUUGUGCGCACUGAGCAGACAGCAAAGGAAGCAGUUUCAGACAUAAUUAGUUUAUGCCAGGAAAAGAAUGAAGGACAUGUUUCACUUGUUUAUCAGAGAGAAAUCACAAAGGAAGAAACAGAUGUAGAAGCUGAAUUGAUGAAGGUUUGCGAAGCAAAAAAGGUCAUUGUGAAGUCCUUCUGGGGAUUGACACUGUACCAUUUGGAAGAUUUACCAUUUGCCUCAGUGAAGUUUUUGCCUGACACAUACACAGAAUUUCGGAAAACUGUUGAGGCAAAAUGCAGAGUGCGGCCUUUGAUUCCAGCCCCAGAUUGUCUAAAAUCACUGCCUGCAUUUUUAAAAGAUGAUCACGUUGGCAGAAUGCCAGCUUUAAAGGAACUUGCAAAGGAUUAUUCAGAAGAAACAGCAGAUUCAAGAUCAGCUUUCCCAUUUUCUGGAGGAGAAACUGCUGCUCUCAAAAGGCUUAAUCAGUACCUAUGGGACACAGAUCUUGUUGCAAGAUACAAAGAGACUCGCAAUGGGCUUAUUGGAUCAGACUACUCAACAAAAUUCAGCCCAUGGCUAGCUGUGGGAGCUCUCUCACCAGGGAAAGUCUUUGAUUGCAUUAAAAGGUACGAAGCUGAGUGUACAGCAAAUCAGUCCACUUACUGGGUCAUUUUUGAGCUGCUGUGGCGAGAUUAUUUCAAGUUUGUCAGCCUCAAGUAUGGCAACUCCAUCUUUUACCUGUCAGGAAUUAUGAGGAAAACAGGUUUGCCAUGGAAGCGAGAUAUGAUGGCAUUUGAACAGUGGCAAUAUGGGCAGACUGGAGUUCCAUUUGUGGAUGCAAAUAUGAGAGAGCUACUCUACACAGGAUGGAUGUCCAAUCGUGGACGUCAAAAUGUGGCAAGCUUCUUGGUAAAAGAUCUUGGGCUUGAUUGGCGCAUGGGAGCUGAGUGGUUUGAAUCUCUACUUCUAGAUCACGAUGUAUCCAGUAACUAUGGCAAUUGGAAUUAUUCGGCAGGCAUUGGCAAUGAUCCCCGUGAAAAUCGAAAGUUCAAUAUGAUCAAACAAGCUCUUGAUUAUGACGCAGAUGGAGAUUUUGUGAGGCUUUGGGUUCCAGAGUUGGCUGGUUUGAAAGGAGCCAAAGUUCACACCCCUUGGCUGUUGUCAUCAUCAGAACUGAAACAUGCAGGUGUAACUCUGGGGGAAAACUAUCCCAAGCCAAUGGUCUGCCCACCAGAAUGGAGCCGGCACACAUCAAAAGUGAAGGACUCAAGAAAAACACCAAGGGCACAGCAUAGAGGAAUUGACUUCUAUUUUAAGUCUCCAAAUGGGGCUGGUUCAUCCAAGAAGAGAUAUUAAAGAGACUCUGUUUAGGAUAGAUCUGUUCUCUUGAUGGGUGAUAGACCAAAUGUUAAGUUCUCUGUUAUUCGUUAGAUUAAUUGUCUCCACAGAAAAAAAGAGUUUCUAAUGAUCAUGAGGAACAUUUAUUGACUUCUUGACAAAGGAGAGUUAUUAUGGAUUGAAUUGUUAAACAUUUAUAUUUGCUGACAUUGUUGGCAAUGAAGCAAUCUCAACCCUAGAUUGCUACAGUUAUGUGAUGGGUUUUGUUAAGCUUUAGAGAUCCACAGGCUUAUAAAGAAACUAAAUUAAAUAUUUCUUGACAUCUAGUUGGCUAUAAAGUGAACAAUUGAAAGUAUGUAAACAACAGCUUAGGAAAUGACUUUCUGCAUAAGCUAAAAUAUUAUAUCUUACACCCAAACACCAGCAUGCAUAUUCUCCAUACUGUUAGCUGUUCAUUCCUAAGGUGCUGACAAGGAGAAUUUAACUAUUUACACCUUAGAAUCAGUAUGCAUAUUCUCUGUACAGUUCUUUAUACAUUUCCUAAUGUGCUGACAAGAAAAAUUUGUUUACCAACCAAAAGCUUCUUCCGUUGGUGAUCAUUUCCUUUAUUCACAUAACCUUAACAUGUGAUUCAGGGCUGAUAUUGUAGGGAGAAAUUUGAUGCUAGUCACCCUUAGCGUUUAAAAGGUAAACAAUCUAGAAUCAAGAGCUUCUUUGGUUGGUGAUCAUUUUUUAUAGUCUCAUGACCUUGAUAUGCGAUUCAAGGGUGAUAUUGUGAGGAGAAAUUAGAUGCUAAUCACUCUUGGGGGUCAAAGGGUUAACUAUUUAACUCCCAAGAUCUGCUUGUUAAUUCUCCCCCCUAUCUGCUGCACAUUUCCUUGUAAGUUAGUUAUGAGAACUUGGUGCUAGAUUAAGAUAGCAGCUUCUAACUGAUAAGUUUGAAUAUUCUCAUUACCUGUUUACUGAAUAAGGUAUGGAUAUUGUAGGGAGAAGGUCAUGUUGAUCACUUAUGGGAGUUUAAGGGUUAUUAAGGGUUAAACCAUGUUUUGUAUUCAUAAUGCCUACCUGAGGGGUUGGAUUUGUAGCUCUGGGAAUGAUUAUUGCACCAGACGUUAAAGUAAACAGAACUGUAUCAACUUCCAAAGUUCUUAGCAGUAUUAUUGAGUUAAGGAGUAGAGGAAUCCGUUGGCUUUAACUCUUAGAUAAGAGAUCAUGUAUUAAAUUAACAGAGUUAAAAAUAAGUUGAGUCUCAGUGCACGAUCCAAUAAAAAGAUUUGCGUGUUUAACCCUGCGUUAUUAUUUGCAAACCCAGAAACGGUUUCACAAGUGGAGUUUUCUACUGAAGCGUUGUUAUGAAAACGGAUACUUCUUUAACAGUGGG
Pocillopora meandrina is the source of this 11139-nucleotide messenger RNA. The record is from the annotation of a GenBank genome assembly. NCBI's taxonomy places the organism in Eukaryota, Metazoa, Cnidaria, Anthozoa, Scleractinia, Pocilloporidae.